CAGCAGUCUGAGAGACUGUUUAAAGCGACAGCAGUGGUGAGUGGGCAGGCCAAUCCAUUUCCUGUGUGAAUGAAUGACUGCGACUACGUAUUUCUGUUAAAGAGAGUGUCCAUCAGUGUCCUCUCACUCCUUCCCUCCCGCUCUACCACUACCCAGAGGAUACAUGGCACAGACUCAGGGAAUUCCACACUUCUCUGUGAGGAGGGAGGGGAGAGGCAGGAGCACAGGAGUGGGCAGAUGAGAGCUCUGGAGGAGGAUAUAGGUCAUCUGUGGACUGUAUACGAAUGGAAAGUAUAACUUAUAGUUUGUCUUGCGCUCCCACUCUGCUACCAAUAGUAGCACAGCACUUAUAUGACAGUCAACUGUUGCUCGAAUUUCUAUUGAGGCUAUUCAAGUAGAAAUAUAUAGAGAAAUGUUUUGUUUAAAAAGUUUUGCAGCCUUACAAUUGCAACACAUCUUCUCACACAGAGGGCUUCUGGCAGUGAAGAUACAGUCUACAGCCCCCCCCCUUCUUGGAUUUCUUCACAUUUUAUUGUGUUACAAAGUGGGAUUGAAAUUGAUUUAAAAAAUACAAUAAUUGUCAACGAUCUACACAAAAUAGUCUGUCAAAGUGGAUGAAAGACUAAUGAAAAAUAAAACACUCAUUUUCAUUUUUUAAAGAUGAAUGAAAAAUAAAACACUAAUAUACGUUGAUUAGAUAAGUAUUCACCCCCCUGAGUCAAUACAUGUAAGAAACAUAUUUCGCAGCGAUUACAGCUGUGAGUCUUCUUGGGUAAGUCUCAUAAGAGCUUUGCACACCUGUAUUGUGCAAUAUUUGCCCAUUAUUAUUUAUAAGAAAUGUAUUCUGUAUAUUUGUUUUCUUCUUUUCACUCUGUCAUUUAGGUUAUUAUUGUGGCGUCACUACAAUGUUGUUGAUCCACCCUCAGCUUUCUCCCAUCACAGCCAUUGAACUGUUUUAAAAUCACCAUGGUGACAGCCCUAAGCAGUUUCCUUCCUGUCCUGCAGCUCAGUUCAGAAGGAUGACGGCAUUUUUGAUGUGUCUGGUUGGUUUAAUGGAUAGCAUAAUUUCAUCCACAGCAUAAUUAUUAACUUGACCAUGCUUAAAGAUAUAUUCAAUGUCUGAUUUGUUAUUGUUACCCAUCUACCAAUCACUGCCCUUCUUUAUGAGGCUUGGAAAAGCUCCCUGGUCUUUGUUGAAUAUGUGCUUGAAAUUAAAUACCUGACUGAGGGACCUUAUAGAUGUUUUCUUUUACAUAUUUAGCAGACGCUCUUAUCCAGAGCGACUUACAGGAGCAAUUAGGGUUAAGUGCCUUGCUCAAGGGCACAUCGACAGAUUUUUCACCUAGUCGACUCGAGGAUUAGAACCAGCGACCUUUCGGUUACUGGCACAACGCUCUUAACCACUAAGCUACCUGCCACACAGAUUUUUGUAUGUAUGUGGGACAGACGAAGGGGUAGUCAUUAAACAAUCAUGUUAACCCAUCUUAUUUCACAAAGACUUAUGUGAUUUGUUAAGCCAAAUGCUACUUCUGAACUAAUUUAGGCUUGCCUAAACAAAUGGGGGUGAAUACUUAUGCAAUGACUAUAUUUUAGUUAUUUAAUGUGUAUUUAAAAAUAUAUAUAUAUAUUUCUUUUUUUUCUUCUUCACUUUUACAUUAUGGAGUAUUUUGUGUACAGUGGGGAAAAAAAGUAUUUAGUCAGCCACCAAUUGUGCAAGUUCUCCCACUUAAAAAGAUGAGAGAGGCCUGUAAUUUUCAUCAUAGGUACACGUCAACUAUGACAGACAAAAUGAGAAAAAAAAUCCAGAAAAUCACAUUGUAGGAUUUUUUAUGAAUUUAUUUGCAAAUGAUGGUGGAAAAUAAGUAUUUGGUCAAUAACAAAAGUUUCUCAAUACUUUGUUAUAUAGCCUUUGUUGGCAAUGACACAGGUCAAACGUUUUCUGUAAGUCUUCACAAGGUUUUCACACACUGUUGCUGGUAUUUUGGCCCAUUCCUCCAUGCAGAUCUCCUCUAGAGCAGUGAUGUUUUGGGGCUGUCGCUGGGCAACACGGACUUUCAACUCCCUCCAAAGAUUUUCUAUGGGGUUGAGAUCUGGAGACUGGCUAGGCCACUCCAGGACCUUGAAAUGCUUCUUACGAAGCCACUCCUUCGUUGCCCGGGCGGUGUGUUUGGGAUCAUUGUCAUGCUGAAAGACCCAGCCACGUUUCAUCUUCAAUGCCCUUGCUGAUGGAAGGAGGUUUUCACUCAAAAUCUCACGAUACAUGGCCCCAUUAAUUAUUUCCUUUACACGGAUCAGUCGUCCUGGUCCCUUUGCAGAAAAACAGCCCCAAAGCAUGAUGUUUCCACCCCCAUGCUUCACAGUAGGUAUGGUGUUCUUUGGAUGCAACUCAGCAUUCUUUGUUCUCCAAACACGACGAGUUGAGUUUUUACCAAAAAGUUCUAUUUUGGUUUCAUCUGACCAUAUGACAUUCUCCCAAUCCUCUUCUGGAUCAUCCAAAUGCACUCUAGCAAACUUCAGACGGGCCUGGACAUGUACUGGCUUAAGCAGGGGGACACGUCUGGCACUGCAGGAUUUGAGUCCCUGGCGGCGUAGUGUGUUACUGAUGGUAGGCUUUGUUACUUUGGUCCCAGCUCUCUGCAGGUCAUUCACUAGGUCCCCCCGUGUGGUUCUGGGAUUUUUGCUCACCGUUCUUGUGAUCAUUUUGACCCCACGGGGUGAGAUCUUGCGUGGAGCCCCAGAUCGAGGGAGAUUAUCAGUGGUCUUGUAUGUCUUCCAUUUCCUAAUAAUUGCUCCCACAGUUGAUUUCUUCAAACCAAGCUGCUUACCUAUUGCAGAUUCAGUCUUCCCAGCCUGGUGCAGGUCUACAAUUUUGUUUCUGGUGUCCUUUGACAGCUCUUUGGUCUUGGCCAUAGUGGAGUUUGGAGUGUGACUGUUUGAGGUUGUGGACAGGUGUCUUUUAUACUGAUAACAAGUUCAAACAGGUGCCAUUAAUACAGUUAACGAGUGGAGGACAGAGGAGCCUCUUAAAGAAGAAGUUACAGGUCUGUGAGAGCCAGAAAUCUUGCUUGUUUGUAGGUGACCAAAUACUUAUUUUCCACCAUAAUUUGCAAAUAAAUUCAUUAAAAAUCCUACAAUGUGAUUUUCUGGAUUUUCUUUUCUCAAUUUGUCUGUCAUAGUUGACGUGUACCUAUGAUGUAAAUUACAGGCCUCUCUCAUCUUUUUAAGUGGGAGAACUUGCACAAUUGGUGGCUGAUUAAUACUUUUUUUCCCCACUGUAGAUCAGACCAAAAAUUACACUUUCCCACUUUAUAACGCAUCAAAAUGUAAAACAAGUUCAAGAAUGUGUAGACUUUCUAUAGGCACUGUAUGUGAUGGGUCCCAUAGCACUUGGACAGAAGGAAACUUGCUCACUCUCAAAACUAUUCUAGUGUCUCAUUUGUCCUUUGGGAGUCAUCCAGCUGCACUGUGUAACAUAUCAGAUAUGGAAAUUGAAUGUAAACUUUAGUUCUAUGUUUCCAGUUAAGACAAAUUAAUUGUAAUGCCUCGUACAGCAAACAUUGGACUUAAUGCAAACACACAGUUGGCAUCAUCACUGUAGAGUAGUUGCAAUGUCAGCUAAAUUAACUCAUACAGUGGGUGGGUGAACAGAACAAAUAAAAUGAUAGAGAUUGCAAAAUCUCUCUCAUAUAGACCGACCCAGUACAACACACACAGGAACUUCUUCCUAUGCAGUCUGGCAUGGCCUUGCAGUGGAGGCUUUCCAAGUCAAACAAUCAGCUGAAACCUGUUCUUCACAAACAAAGCAGGAGGAACAUAGAGAGAGCUAAACCAGAAAGGAUAACACACUUUAGAUAACAAGAAUCCAUAGUCAUAUUAGCGGUCUAAUUUAUCUAAUUGCUCUAAAAGUCUACCGUAAACUACAGUCAUUGAAAAAAUAUCACAUGCACACCUACUUGUGUAUUUCCAGGUGCAUGGAGAAAAAUAUGUUUUAAAAAGAAGAAACCAGCAUAUUGGUGUUCUUGAAUACGUCACAAACAAUUUGAUUCAAAUUGGAGCAUCUAAGAUCGCCAGUGUGUUACAAGCAGCAGCAGAGUGCAGGGGAGACUUUGAGGAAGGUAGGAUGAGUUUAACACACUGGUGUGAUUGAAAGAGUGGGAAGGUAGGAUGAGUUUAACACACUGGUGUGAUUGUAGAAGAAAAAUAAAUAAAAAUAAAAAAUAAAUGUAUGCACUCACUAACUGUACGUCGCUCUGGAUAAGCGCGUCUGCUAAAUGACUAAAAUGUAAAAUGUAAUUGAAGGAGUGGAGCAUCCAGAUGUGGACGAGGGGGGUGAGAUACUGGAACAGGAGGGGGGGGGGGGGGGUUCUGGAACAGGAGAGGGGGGGAUACAGAACAAGAGGGGGGAUACUCGAACAAGAGGGGGGGGAGAUACUGGAACAGGCAGGGCGGGAGAUACUGGAACAGGAAGGGGGGGGGGGGGGGGUGUACUUAAUGGUUAGGGUGAGGGAGCCAUACCUACACACUAAUAUUUUGAUUUAGUCAAGAAGCGAGGAUGGUCUAUGAUUUUACUUAUAAUGUUAUAAUGUUUGUUCUAAGCCUAGGGGCUUGUGACUUUUUAAAGUUAAAAGCGGUUUCUUGAAGAACUUGCCUGUCUACUGUAAACUACAGCAUGACUCACUGAAAAGCUUUCUCACAAGCUGCAUAAACAGCUAAUAUGAACCACAAGUAUAUCAGACUUAUUACAUUAUUUGUUUGGCUACAUCCCAGUGCUCAUGCUAUGAGCCCUGUUGUCUGGUCCCAAGAUAAAUUACACAGGAACUUUGGCUAUUCCCUAACCUGCCACUUCCCUCUACUCCCUCACCUCCCACUGACUACAGCAUCUGCCUUUAAAACUGUGUCUGUGUGUGUCUGUUUGUGCGUGUGUCUUCAUUCAACUCAUGAUAUCCUAGUACAUGCUGUCUAACUCUACGUACAAGCCACAACCACUCCCCAAAACACACCCCUCUCAGGCUAGCUAGGGCUCUCCCUCAUGAAGAGUAGCACUUGAAAAUUGAGUAAAUAGGUAUCAGACAACUGAUCUGAGAGAUCCAUGGAUUGGUGAACAUUUCCCCUUGGUUGUUUUGUAGCCUGCAGCCGUGUAAAGAUUAAUGAUGUGUCAACCCUUUCAUCUCCUCGGAACCUGUCCAACCUGUUGUGGAGACUUUUAUAUCAUUAAGGACACCUGCUCUUUCCAUGACAUAGACUGACCAGGUGAAUCCAGGUGAAAGCUAUGAUCCCUUAUUGAUGCCACUUGUUAAAUCCACUUCAAUCAGUGUAGAUGAAGGGGAGGAGACAGGUUAAAGGAUUUUAAAGCCUUGAGACAAUUGAGACGUGGAUUGUGUAUGUGUGCCAUUCAGAGGGUGAAUGGGCAAGACAAAAUAUGUAAGUGCCUUUGAACGGGGCAUGGUAGUAGGUACCAGGCGCAUCGGUUUGUGUCAAGAACUGUAACGUUAAUGUGUUUUUCACGCUCAACAGUUUCCCGUGUGUAUCAAGAAUGGUCCACCACCCAAAGGACAUCCAGCCAACUUGACACAACUGUGGGAAGCAUUGGAGUCAACAAGGGCCAGCUUCCCUGUGGAAUGCUUUCGACACCUUGUAGAGUAGAGUAAUGUUUUGUACACUCAGUGUAUAUCAGAGCUGACAGUCACCUGCACCUCAACACGAUUAACUGUGCCCACAGUAGGUUGGGUUUCCAUGUUAAUGUUCAGUGGGAACCUGUUUUGGGAAUGUACAGUUCCCACUGAAUGAUGUCUCUCGUCCAAAAGUGAAAUUCUGUUGGAAUCAUUAUGUAAAUUACUCACUCAUACAGCCAACAUUGAAGCCAAAAUUGGAUGUAAACGAUGAGCAACUAAACUUCCAUAGUGAAACACAUUUUCCCUUUACAUGUCUCGUCCUGUGGUUUCAGUGUGUCACGGGAUCAGCAACAAGCUGACGCUGCUGGGGACUGUAGACGACCACUACAACAACCUGGUGAGGAUGUACAGCAACUGUACCGUGGUCCUGGAAAACCUAGAACUCACCUACAUCCAGGACUACCACGACCUGUCCUUCCUCAAGGUGAGGAGAUGGAGGGUUGAAUUAUAACACGUUGUUUGCAGUGGCUUCCUAUCCACCAUAUGUCCUAGCUCCUCUUUAUCAGCCAUUUCAAUACCUUUCUUACCAUGGCUUCUAGCUCCUGGUUGAGUGCACUGGCUGUAUAUAACUCUGGAUAAGAGUCAGCUAAAUUACUACAAUGUCAUUGUAAAUGUAAUGGUCAGAAUAAAGCUUUUCUCUCCUUUGUGCCUUUACUAACACCAACUGAACAAUGAUGGUAUUGCAAACCUGGCAUUACCUCCAUGGGCAACACGUAGUCCGGAGAUGGCUGCACUACCACUAGACCAAACUUUAACAUUCUGUUAGCAAUUCUAUUCAUUAUUUCUAUGGUGUUUUGCCCUCCAGUCCAUUCAGGAGGUUGGAGGCUAUGUUCUGAUCGCCGUCAACAAGGCAGCCAUCAUCCCCCUGGAGAACCUGCGUCUGAUCCGAGGACACUCCCUCUACGACAACAAGUACGCCCUGGCUGUCAUGUCCAACUACGAGAAGAACCACUCCUCUGUGACCCUCAACUACACCCGGGGCCUUAGGGAGCUGAUGCUAAGUGGACUGACAGGUUAGUGGGUGACUAGGGGUCCACUUCAGUGACUGUAUCCAGGAUUCUGUCCACAUCUGAGUGAUCAAAUACAUUAUAUCAUGUUAUUUAAAGUACUUUGAAGUAUUUGAGGUGUGUGUGAUUUAGCUUGGAGUUUGAACUUUGGGUCUAUGCCAUUGGUUCCAUUGCACAGGCCAGACAAAUAUAUCUUCAGUGCCUUCAGAAAGUAUUCACAGCCUGUGACUUUUUCCACAUUUUGUUGUGUGACAGCCUGAAUUUAAAAUUUAUUAAAUUGAGUGUUUUAGUCACUGGCAAAAAAAUGAAAAGCUGAAAUUUCUUGAGUCAAUAAGUAUUCAACCCCUUUGUUAUGGCAAACCUAAAUAAGUUCAGGAGUAAAAAUGUGCUUAACAAGUCACAUAAUAAGUUGCAUGGACUCACUCUGCGUGCAAUAAUAGUAUUUAACAUUAUUUUUGAAUGACUACCUCAUCUAUGUACCCCAUACAUACAGUGAGGGAAAAAAGUAUUUGAUCCCCUGCUGAUUUUGUAAGUUUGCCCACUGACAAAAAAAUGAUCAGUCUAUAAUUUUAAUGGUAGGUUUAUUUGAACAGUGAGAGACAGAAUAACAACAAACAAAUCCAGAAAAACGCAUGUCAAAAAUGUUAUAAAUUGAUUUGCAUUUUAAUGAGGGAAAUAAGUAUUUGACCCCUCUACAAAACAUGACAUAUUACUUGGUGGCAAAACUCUUGUUGGCAAUCACAGAGGUCAGACGUUUCUUGAAGUUGGCCACCAGGUUUGCACACAUCUCAGGAGGGAUUUUGUUCCACUCCUCUUUGCAGAUCUUCUCCAAGUCAUUAAGGUUUCGAGGCUGACGUUUGGCAACUCGAACCUUCAGCUCCCUCCACAGAUUUUCUAUGGGAUUAAGGUCUGGAGACUGGCUAGGCCACUCCAGGACCUUAAUGUGCUUCUUCUUGAACCACUCCUUUGUUGCCUUGGCCGUGUGUUUUGAGUCAUUGUCAUGCUGGAAUACCCAUCCACGACCCAUUUUCAAUGCCCUGGCUGAGGGAAGGAGGUUCUCACCCAAGAUUUGACGGUACAUGGCCCUGUCUAUCGUCCCUUUGAUGCGGUGAAGUUGUCCUGUUCCCAUAGCAGAAAAACAUCCCCAAAGCAUAAUGUUUCCACCUCCAUGUUUGACGGUGGGGAUGGUGUUCUUGGGGUCAUAGGCAGCAUUCCUCCUCCAAACACGGCGAGUUGAGUUGAUGCCAAAGAGCUCGAUUUUGGUCUCAUCUGACCACAACACUUUCACCCAGUUCUCCUCUGAAUCAUUCAGAUGUUCACUGGCAAACUUCAGACGGGCAUGUAUAUGUGCUUUCUUGAGCAGGGGGACCUUGCGGGCGCUGCAGGAUUUCAGUCCUUCACAGUGUAGUGUGUUACCAAUUGUUUUCUUGGUGACUAUGGUACCAGCUGCCUUGAGAUCAUUGACAAGAUCCUCCCGUGUAGUUCUGGACUGAUUCCUCACCGUUCUCAUGAUCAUUGCAACUCCACGAGGUGAGAUCUUGCAUGGAGCCCCAGGCCGAGGGAGAUUGACAGUGCUUUUGUGUUACUUCCAUUUGCGAAUAAUCGCACCAACUGUUGUCACCUUCUCACCAAGCUCCUUGGCGAUGGUCUUGUAGCCCAUUCCAGCCUUGUGUAGGUCUACAAUCUUGUCCCUGACAUCCUUGGAGAGCUCUUUGGUCUUGGCCAUCGUGGAGAGUUUGGAAUCUGAUUGAUUGCUUCUGUGGACAGGGGUCUUUUAUACAGGUAACAAGCUGAGAUUAGGAGCACUCCCUUUAAGAGUGUGCUCCUAAUCUCAGCUCGUUACCUGUAUAAAAGACACCUGGGAGCCACCUGGGAUCUUUCUGAUUGAGAGGGGGUCAAAUACUUAUUUCCCUCAUUAAAAUGCUAAUCAAUUCAUAAAAAUUUUGACAUGUGUUUUUCUGGAUUUUUUUGUUGUUAUUCUCUCUCUCACUGUUCAAAUAAACCUACCAUUAAAAUUAUAGACUGAUCAUUUCUUUGUCAGUGGGCAAAUGUACAAAAUCAGCAGGGGAUCAAAUACUUUUUUCCCUCACUGUACAAUUAUCGGUGACACUUUACUUGACAUUUUACUUGACACCCAGCGUAACACAUUACCCCACACAUACAAUUAUCUGUAAGGCCCCUCAGUCGAGCAGUGAAUUUCAACCACAGAUUCAACCACAAAGACCAGGGAUGUUGUUCAAUGCCUCGCAAAGAAGGGCACCUAUUGGUAGAUGGGUAAAUAAAUAAAAAGCAGACAUUGAAUAUCCCUUUGAGCAUGGUGAAGUUAUUAAUGACACUUUGGAUGGUGUAUCAAUACACCCAGUAACUACAAAGAUACAGGUGUCCUUCCUAACUAAGUUGACGGAGAGGAAGGAAACUGCUCAGUGAUUUCACCAUGAGGCCAAUGGUGACUUUAAAACAGUAACAGAGUUUAAUGUGAUAGGAGAAAACUGAUGAUGGAUCAACAACAUUGUAGUUACUUCACAAUACUAACCAAUUGACAGAGUGAAAAGAAGGAAGCCUGUACAGAAUAAAAAUAUUCCAAAACAUGCAUCCUGUUAGCAACAAGGCACUAAAGUAAUACUGCAAAAAAAAAUAAACAGUGUUAUGUUUGGGGCAAAUCCAAUACAACACAUUACUGAGUACCACUCUCCAUAUUUUCAAGAAUAGUGGUGGCUGAGUUUUUCAGGAUAAAAAAUAAACCAAAUGGAGCUAAGCACAGGCAAAAUCCUAGAGGAAAACUUUCCACCAGACACUGGGAGACGAAUUCACCUUUCAGCAGGACAAUAACCAAAAGCACAAGGCCAAAUCUACACUGGAGUUGCUUACCAAGAAGAAGUGAAUGUUCCUGAGUGGCCGAGUUACAGUUUUGACUUAAAUCUACUUCAAAAUCUAUGGCAAGACCUGAAAAUGGUUGUCUAGCAAUGAUCAACAACCAAUUUGACAGAGCUUGAAUACUUUUUUAAAGAAUCAUGGACAAAUGUUGCACAAUCCAGGUGAGGAAUUCUCAUAGUCUUACCCAGAAAGACUUCUACUAAGUAUUGACUAAGGGGUGUGAAUACUUACACUACCGGUCAAAAGUUUUAGAACACCUACUCAUUCAAGGGUUUUUCUUUAUUUUUACUAUUUUCUACAUUGCAGAAUAAUAGUGAAGACAUAAAAACUAUGAAAUAACACAUAUGUAAUCAUGUAGUAACCAAAAAAGUGUUAAACAAAUCAAAAUAUGUUAAAUUUGAGAUUCUUCAAAUAGCCACCUUUUGCCUUGAUGACAGCUUUGCACACUCUUGGCAGUCUCUCAACCAGCUUCAUGGGGUAAUCACCUGGAAUGCAUUUAAAUUAACAGGUGUGCCUUCUUAAAAGUUAAUUUGUGGAAUUUCUGUAGAAAAUAGUAAAAAUAAAGAAAAACCCUUGAAUGAGUAGGUGUUCUAAAACUUUUGACCGGUAGUGUAUGUAAAUUAGAUAUUUCUGUAUUUCAUUUUCAAUAAAUGGAAGAAAGAAAUUCUAAAAACAUGUUUUCACUUUGUCAUUAUGGGGUAUUGUGUGUAGAUCGUUGAGACAAAAAAAAUCCAUUUUAAAUUCAGGCUGUAAUACAACCAAAUGUGGAAUAAAUCAAGGGGUAUGAAUACUUUCUGAAGGCACUUCAUCUGUCCUUCUAUUUUGCACAGAGAUUCUCAAGGGAGGUGUGAAAAUUGCCCACAAUCCUUUGCUGUGUAAUGUGGAGACCAUCCAAUGGUGGGACAUAGUAAACAUGGCCAGCAACCCCAGUAUGGAGUUCAAACUGGAGAGCUAUGGCCGUUACUGUAAGUAUGCCAGCUUCAUUUAAAAACAAAAACACUAGUAAUGAAUCCUUUUCUCUAUGGUGUUCAGCGGAAUAAUUCUGGGGUUGUUUUUAAUUUGAAGCUACUGUAAUAUACAUGUACAGUAUGUUGCACAACUUUUAUGAUUAUUCCAUAUGAUACAGCUUUCGGGUUUGCAUGGAGAGGUUUUGUCAUGUAUUACACUUGCGCAAUAAGGCCCGAUGGGGUGUGGUAUAUUGGCCAAUAUACUACAGCUAAGGACUGGAUAAAGCCCUUACCCGUGGUAUAUUGGUCAUAUACCACAAACACCCGAGGUGCCUUAUUGCUAUUAUAAACUGGUUACCAACAUAAAUAGAACAGUAAUCAAGUGUUUUUGCAUCAUACCCAUGGUAUAUUGUCUGAUAUACACACGGCUGAAAUGCUAUUUCAUCAAAUCGGCAUCCAAACUACCUGGUUUAUAAUAGUAUUCUAUGAAUGAGAUCAUUCAGAAGUUAAGCAGUGUUUUUCUCACCUGACAGGUGACAAGUGUGACCCUGGAUGCUACAAUGGAUCAUGCUGGACACCAGGACCAGAAAACUGUCAAACCUGUAAGGAUCCACUCUUCUCUACCCGAUAAUUAGCAUGAGAGUAGUCACACAAAAACCUCACAUGUUAUUUGUCAAUAUGUUGAAAGUAUUUUGUGGGUAGCUCAUUUUCUUCCACAGACCCUCUCAGUUCUGUUGACUGGUCCUCUCUCUAUCUCUCCUCAGUUACCAAGCUGACGUGUGCAGAGCAGUGCUCUGGAAGGUGCAGGGGUCCUAAACCCAGUGACUGCUGUAACGGACACUGUGCUGCAGGCUGCACAGGCCCUAGGCCCACUGAGUGUCUGGUGAGGGACUCUUCUGACUUCAAUUAAUUCAUCAUUUGCAAAAGUUAUAAUCACGUAGGAAACACAUCUAAAAGACAACAAGGCAGACGACCCACUCCUGGGCUUCUCCACAUUAGAAAACAGAUAUGUUAAUAUUGUACACUUAUUGUGAUCGUAGUCUUUCGUUCUUGUGUUCAAAGGCCUGUAGAGACUUCCAGGAUGAUGGCACAUGUAAGGAUGCCUGCCCCCCUACCAUGAUCUACAAUCCCAACACCCACCAGCUGGCUUUCAACCCUAAUGCCAAGUAUACCUUCGGGGCCACUUGUGUGAAGACCUGCCCACGUAAGGCCAAUAGUGUCCAUCUACAUGAUCCAUUAUCAAAGGGUUAAUAAAGAUGCACUCAGGGGUCUGCUCAGAAAGGUGCAAGGUACUGAGCGCCCAGAUAGAAAUGUAAAGAACAGAUGCUUGUCUGUCAGGUAGAAUUGGAAAUUGUGCUCGAUUUGUUACUUUCCUUUCUGCAAUUUUCAGAACAUUUCACCUCACUUAAUACACCUCAUUUAUCUAGAAAACGCCCCCUCCAUUGUGGUGAAGGUGUCUUUGGGUGACCCCUGACCUGUCCUGUGAUUGGUUGUCUCUUGCAGAUAACUAUGUCGUGACGGACCACGGGGCGUGUGUCCGAACAUGCAGUGGCAACACACACGAGGUGGAGGAGAAUGGUGUCAGGAGGUGCAAGAAGUGUGACGGAAUCUGUCCAAAAGGUAAAGUGGCUACCUCAUGAAGCUGGUUGAGAGAAUGCCAAGAGUGUGCAAAGCUGUCAUCAAGGCAUAGGGUGGCUAUUUUGAAGAAUCUCAAAUAUAACAUAUAUUUUAAUUUGUUUAACAUGUUUUUGGUUACUACAUGAUUCCAUAUGUGUUAUUUCAACAAUGAGUGGUUUGGAAGGAAUCAGUGGCUAACUGCAAGCGUUGCAAAGCAAUCACUAGCCUGCUAUUCAGUGGAGAGGGUGUGUGGUCCAAGUCUGGGUUUAAGGGUCUCUUUUCCAAGCUUAAAAGGAUAAACAUUAAACAUUGGCCAUGCUGUCAAUCCAGCAUGAUUUCUGCCGCGCUCAAAACAACUGGAAACUCGGAACUGGGAAAUAUCAGACUUCAGUGAGUUCAAGACAACUGAGAACUCAGGAAAAAAACGAGCUCCGACUGGGAAAAUACGUUUUGAACGGUCAUCCAACUCGGGAUUGCAAGUCGGGAACUCGGGCCGCUUUCUAGAGCUCCGACCUGAAGAUCACUGAUGUCAUCAUGAUUCAACCUUGUUUUUUUCCCGAGUUCCCAGUUGUCACCAUAAAUCCAGCGAAUGCCAGACUUUGAUGACAAAGUUUGAUGACAAAAUUUGCCCACAAAGGACUUCCGCGCCACCUUCCUGUUCAAGUGAGCACAACAAGGUCCAAAGAUGUUGUUUAUGCUACUGCAUAAAUGAUGUAAUAUGCCAGGGAGAUAUGUAUACCGUAGCUAAGAAAGUAGUACAAUGUGUAUGUUGUGUAGUAAGCUGUUAGUAGCCCAUGUGCCUCACCCUAAUAAUUUGGUCAAUUUUAGAAAAAUGUAAUCAUUGAAUAUUGUAAGAGCUUUCAUUGUCUGCUUAUAUGCCCCCUUUAUUCAUCUGACUUGAUGUACAGGGAGAAUACUGUAAGAACAGCCCAUGUUCUGAAUUGUGUCGCUGUACAUUUCAAAAGUGCUGAACAAAUAGUUACAUUGACCAGGUCCGUCCCAGCUCGUUCAUUAAUGUCUUAAUUGAAACGGAUUGCAUCUUAUCGUCCCCUUAUGCCAUAGUUUGUACAUCUCAAUUGUCAGUAGAAACGACAUUUGUUUAAGCAAGCCAUAUCAGCUAUAUAUUUUUUAAAGGCAGUAAAUUAGGCUGAAUGAACUGUUUCGCUGCCAGACAAGGCUCCGCUGAUAGCCAGGUGUAGCAGUGGUAAGGUGUUGGGACUGCUGUUGGGACUCUGCUGCUGGGACAGCUUUAUGUAGGCCCUAACAGUUUGUGGGAACAGUUUGUCACCGUUAUAGUGCAAUUAAUGUAUUGUUUAGUAUUGUGUCGUGUACUGGCUUUGCUGGCAUGCAUAAAAAUCAAUUGGGGGGAGUUUGCCCCACCAUGAUUUACAUGCUAAAAUCGCCACUGUAAAGGGGUCUGAAUAUUGUAAAUGGAACUCUUUGUCCGUGGUAAGCUGGACAACAUACAUGUACUUUCUUUUCAACUUUGCUAACUGUUUCUAAACCUCAUAAUGCUGCAUUAGAACGUCAAUGAUUUGAAUGUUUUGUGGGUCUUCUCGUCUAGUGUGCAAUGGACUUGGAAUGGGGCCGCUUACUGCCGUCUUGUCAAUCAACGCCUCUAACAUUGAUUCUUUCAAAAACUGCACCAAAAUCAAUGGCGAUGUUUCAAUAAUUGGGACCUCUUUGAAUGGGUAAGAAAUAACAAUAGCAUUGUACAGUGUCCAUGGGCUCUCCUAAUAUGGACACUGUAGCAGUGAAGCAAAAUGUAAAUUGCCCUGUGUUCAUUCAAAUUAAUUUAAACAAACUGUAUAUGAGUGUUUGAACUACUUUGUCUAAGAUAUGUGUCUUUGUAAUUGCUUCUCUCAGUGAUAGGUACACAUCAACAGAAAAAAUGGACCCUGCCAAACUGGAAUAUUUCAGAACUGUGAAGGAAAUUUCAGGUAGAACAAAGUUGAACUUAUCUUCAAUUGCUAUAUAAUUCAUCUGAGGGUAACCAAAGCAAAGAUAAUGCUUGAUUAAAUGUAUUUUUGUUACUUCCCUAAAGGGUUUCUGCUGAUACAAGCUUGGCCAAAGCACCUCGAUUCUCUCAGUGCAUUUGAAAACCUUGAGAUUAUCAGAGGAAGGACCAAACAGUUGUAAGUGUAUCUCUGUCUAACACUAUGCUUUUGUAAUGACUAUGAAACAUGGUUUUUGGUGUAUAUUUUUCUCAGUGGAGUACUGUUCAUGAUAGAAAGCAAAUACUCAAUAACCUAGGAGGUCAACCCUGGGCUGGCUUGAGAAACUCUGUUGUACAAUAUUUUAGCAAUGUCACAGAAACGUUGUUCAAUGUUAUGUAUGGGCUAGCUACAGUAGCAGUAUGCUAACCUAGUAGUUUACAUUACCUUCCCUCUUCCCAUAGUGGUCAGGUGAGUUUUGCUGCCCUCAACGUGGCUCAUCUGAAGUAUCUAGGCCUCCGCUCCCUACGAGAGAUCAGCGAUGGCAACAUUGUGGUGAAGAAUAACCCCCAGCUCUGCUACACCAACGAAGGCCACUGGAAUAGCCUGUUCAGACUGGAAACACAGUCCUCAAGGGUGGGCAACAAUGCCAACAUCAGUACCUGUGGUAAGCAAGGACAAGGAUCAAGUAUGAACUCUGUUUAACGCCUUUGCAAACACUGCUUUAAAAAAAAAAGGUUAACAAUGACCAAAUGCUAACAUUCAUCCCAUUUAGUGCCUGUGCUAGCUAUAUUCACAUAGGCCACAGGUAAUUAUAGUUAGCUUAGCUACCUAACACUGCCAUUAUUGGAUAUAAGCAAUGUGGUAGUGGCUCCACCUCCACCCUCUGAUAGGUUAGAUAGAUUUUGAGCACUACUGCUUACACCUAUCAUAUCCUUUCAGAUUUAACCUAGCCUAGGGGGUUGGGUCUAGGACAGGACUGUUUAAUUCCGGUCCUGGACGGCCGAAAGCCAAACACUUCAGUUUUUUGUUUCUACCUGGUAGUUAAUUGCACUCUUUCUACCUGGUAGUUAAUUGCACCUGUUCUACCUGGUAGUUAAUUGCACUCGUUCUACCUGGUAGUUAAUUGCACUCGUUCUACCUGGUAGUUAAUUGCACCUGUUCUACCUGGUAGUUAAUUGCACUCGUUCUACCUGGUAGUUAAUUGCACUCUUUCUACCUGGUAGUUAAUUGCACCUGUUCUACCUGGUAGUUAAUUGCACCUGUUCUACCUGGUAGUUAAUUGCACUCGUUCUACCUGGUAGUUAAUUGCACUUGUUCUACCUGGUAGUUAAUUGCACUCGUUCUACCUGGUAGUUAAUUGCACUCUUUCUACCUGGUAGUUAAUUGCACCUGUUCUACCUGGUAGUUAAUUGCACUCGUUCUACCUGGUAGUUAAUUGCACUUUUUCUACCUGGUAGUUAAUUGCACUUUUUCUACCUGGUAGUUAAUUGCACCUGUUCUACCUGGUAGUUAAUUGCACCUGUUCUACCUGGUAGUUAAUUGCACUCGUUCUACCUGGUAGUUAAUUGCACUCUUUCUACCUGGUAGUUAAUUGCACUCUUUCUACCUGGUAGUUAAUUGCACUCACCCGCUGUCCCAGGUCUGGAGAGGAUGAAAACCAGAAGUGUUUCGUCCCUCCAGGAUCGACAUUGAACAGUGCUGGUCUGCGAGUUAUUUCUGGAUGCAGUCUAUAAUCUUCGUCUCUCUUCCCUACAGCCCAGCUGAACAGUACCUGUGAUGACAUGUGCACUAAGGAGGGCUGCUGGGGGCCCGGUCCCACCAUGUGUUUAACCUGCCUGUACUACACCCGUAGGGGGCGCUGUGUGGAGGCCUGUCACCUACUGGAGGGGUGAGUUAACCCAACGACACCUAGGGCACAAACUAUUGAUACUUCUCAUAUGUCCACUAUAUUUAUUCUAGAUGGAGGCUUGUGCUGUGUCAAUGUUUUAACCGUUUUUCCUCGCCUUUCUCUUGCCUUUUCAGGGCACCAAGAGAGUUUGUGUUGAACAACACGUGCCUAGAGUGUGACCAAGAAUGUAUGGUGAAGAACGGAACCGGAAGCUGCUUUGGACCUGUAUGCUCCUUUAACUUUACAUCCAUCUGAAUUGUCUCAUUUAAUUUAAUUAUUUUGACAUUCAGGUGUGAUAGCUAUUGAGUUGCGUAACAAAUUCAGAAAAUUAGAUGAGAAUUCUGUGUGAUUUGGCAAAUAUUGCAAAGUCAGCUGUAUUUUCACUCAAGACAACAAUUAGAUCAACAAUUCUAACCUCUGACCCUCCCCUCUGAAGGGCCCUGACAAGUGUGUGGCGUGCGCCCACGUCAAAGAUGGCCCCCACUGUGUCUAUCAGUGCCCACGUGGCGUUCUCGGGGACGGGGAUAGGCCCAUCUGGAAAUACGCUAACAAGAAGAGAGAAUGUCAGCUCUGCCAUGAGAACUGCACCGACGGGUAAGUUAUAGUCUACCCAGCGAUCUCUAACUCCUUGUUGUAAAGGCAAUGUCAGCCUUUAUUGAAUGAUUGUCUAUUGAUAAGCUAUGAUGAAUGUUUACCAUGGUCAGGACUGUGUGAAGUAGUCACUCUGAGCAUAGUAUUCCCUCCUUUCUGUCUGUAGAUGCUCUGGACCUGGACUGAGUGGCUGCAACGCCAGAGGGUGAGCGAGAUCUUUCAAAUAAAGCAACAUGAGACCAGUCUGAUCCCAGAUCUGUUUGUGCUGUUUGGCGUGACAAUGAUUAUAGUAAUAAUAAGACACACAAACACAUCUGGGAUCAGGCUAAGACGAAACCAUAUCAUAGUGAAAGUAGCAUAGAUCAAGUGCUAAGCGAAAAGUGAUAUAGGCUGAUAUAACCUUAUAUAAAUCCAGUAUAGGCAAUGGAUGAAAGAUCAAUCAAUCAACCAAUCAAAUGUAUUUUAUGAAGCCCUUUAUACAUCAGCAGUUGUCACAAAGUGUUUGAUAUCAGAUGUUUUUAGUGGUUUUAAGAAGCUACCAGGAAACUCACCCGUGUUGUUGCUGCUUUCCCAGUGGUCCCGUCCCGUCGGUGGUGGCGGCCAGUGUGGUGGGAGGACUCCUGGUGUUUGUGGUCCUGGCACUGGGUGUGUUCGUGCUGCUCCGCAGACGUCACAUUGUCAGGAAGAGGACGCUGCGUCGCCUGCUGCAGGAAAGAGAGGUAACAAACAGAGACCACACUGCCACAGGGAAGACACGAACAUGCAUCAGACAUGCACACAUAGACUCAGUCACAGACAUGACACGCUCAUGUAGAACAUUCAACAAGAGGCCAACAUGCACAUUAACGCCUUCACACUUGCUUUGUUGUUGAUCCCAUAGUUGGUUGAACCCCUGACCCCAAGUGGAGAAGCACCCAACCAAGCCCUGCUCCGCAUUCUGAAGGAGACCGAGUUUAAAAAGAUCAAAGUGUUGGGAUCAGGGGCCUUUGGAACUGUCUUUAAGGUAAGCAGAGUGAUCAACGCUUUUUUAAUGGAGAUGGUUCAGACAGUGAAUGAGACCUGAAGACUUGUGUUCGCUCCCAACAGGGUGAGCUCAAUUCAGAAUUGAAUUGAGAAUGCCUCAUAAUUUCCAAUUCAGUUCUUGAAUUUUAAUUGAAGUAGUAAACAGGAUACAGAAUUGCAAUUCGAAUUUGUAUCAAAGGAAAUAGAAUUGAAUUCAGUGAAUUUAAAUGAAAUUCAUAUGCCUCUUCUAUUCUAUAUUAGGUGUAGUCUAUACAAAUAUACAUAAAAUUGUACAUGAAACAUCAAAUGUCAUUAUAUACAUACAGUGCAUUCGGAAAGUAUUCAGACCCCUUCACAUUUUCCACAUUCUGUUACGUUACAGCCUUAUUCUAAAAUGGAUUAAAUAAAAAAAAAUCCUCAUCAAUCUACACAAAAUACCCCAUAAUGACAAAGUGAAAACAUGUUUUUAGAAAUUUUAGCAAAUGUAUUAAAAAGAAAAAAACAGAAAUACCUUAUUUACAUAAGUAUUCAGACCCUUCGCUAUGAUACUCGAAAUUGAGCUCAGGUGCAUCCUGUUUCCAUUAAUCAUCCUUGAGAUGUUUCUACAACUUGAUUGGAGUCCACCUGUGGUAAAUCCAAUUGAUUGGACAUGAUUUGGAAAGGCACACACCUGUCUAUAUACAGUGGCUUGCGAAAGUAUUCACCCCCCUUGGCAUUUUUCCUAUUUUGUUGCCUUACAACCUGGAAUUAAAAUGGAUUUUUGGGGGGUUUGUAUCAUUUGAUUUACACAACAUGCCUACCAUUUUGAAGACGCAAAAUAUGUUUUAUUGUGAAACAAACAAGAAAUAAGACCAAAAAAAACAGAAAACUUGAGCGUGCGUAACUAUUCACCCCACCCAAAGUUAAUACUUUGCAGCAAUUACAGCUGCAAGUCUCUUGGGGUAUGUCUCUAUAAGCUUGGCACAUCUAGCCACUGAGAUUUUUGCCCAUUCUUCAAGGCAAAACUGCUCCAGCUCCUUCAAGUUGGAUGGGUUCCGCUGGUGUACAGCAAUCUUUAAGUCAUACCACAGAUUCUCAAUUGGAUUGAGGUCUGGGCUUUGACUAGGCCAUUCCAAAACAUUUAAAUGUUUCCCCUUAAACCACUCAAGUGUUGCUUUAGCAGUAUGCUUAGGGUCAUUGUCCUGCUGGAAGGUGAACCAGUCUCAAAUCUCUGGAAGUCUGAAACAGGUUUCCCUGUAUUUAGCGGCAUCCAUCAUUCCUUAAAUUCUGACCAAUUUCCCAGUCCCUGCCGAUGAAAAACAUCCCCACAGCAUGAUGCUGCCACCACCAUGCUUCACUGUGGGGAUGGUGUUCUCAGGGUGAUGAGAGGUGUUGGGUUUGCGCCAGACAUAGCAUUUUCCUUGAUGGCCAAAAAGCUCAAUUAUAGUCUCAUCUGACCAGAGUACCUUCUUCCAUAUGUUUGGGGAGUCUCCCACAUGCCUUUUGGCGAACACCAAACGUGUUUGCUUAUUUUUUUGUUUAAGCAAUGGCUUUUUUUCUGACCACUCUUCCGUAAAGCCCAGCUCUGUGGAAUGUACGGCUUAAAGUGGUCCCAUGGACAGAUACUCCAAUCUCCGCUGUGGAGCUUUGCAGCUCCUUCAGGGUUAUCUUUGGUCUCUUUGUUGCCUCUCUGAUUAAUGCCCUCCUUGCCUGGGCCGUGAGUUUUGGUAGGCGGCCCUCUUGGCAGGUUUGUUGUGGUGCCAUAUUCUUUCUUUAUAAUAAUGGAUUUAAUGAUGCUCCGUGGGAUGUUCAAAGUUUCUGAUAUUUUUUUAUAACCCAACCCUGAUCUGUACUUCUCCACAACUUUGUCCCUGACCUGUUUGGAGAGCUCCUUGGUCUUCAUGGAGCCGCUUGCUUGGUGGUGCCUCUUGCUUAGUGGUGUUGCAGACUGGGGCCUUUCAAAACAGGUGUAUAUAUACUGAGAUCAUGUGACACCUAGACUGCACACAGGUGGACUUUAUUUAAGUAAUUAUGUGACUUCUGAAGGUAAUUGGUUGCACCAGAUCUUAUUUAGGGACUUCAUAGAAAAGGGGGUGAAUACAUACAGUGAGGGAAUUAAGUAUUUGAUCCCCUGCUGAUUUUGUAAAUUUGCCCACUGACAAAGACAUGAUCAGUCUAUAAUUGUAAUGGUAGGUUUAUUUGAACAGUGAUAGACAGAAUAACAACAACAAAAAAUCCAGAAAAACACAUGUCAAACAUGUUAUAAAUUGAUUUGCAUUUUAAUGAGGGAAAUAAGUAUUGGACUCCUCUGCAAAACAUGACUUAGUACUUGGUGGCAAAACCCUUGUUGGCAAUCACAGAGGUCAGACGUUUCUUGUAGUUGGCCACCAGGUUUGCACACAUCUCAGGAGGAAUUUUGUCCCACUCCUCUUUGCAGAUCUUCUCCAAGUCAUUAAGGUUUCGAGGCUGACGUUUGGCAACUCGAACCUUCAGCUCCCUCCACAGAUUUUCUAUGGGAUUAAGGUCUGGAGACUGGCUAGGCCACUCCAGGACCUUAAUGUGCUUCUUCUUGAGCCACUCCUUUGUUGCCUUGGCCGUGUGUUUUGGGUCAUUGUCAUGCUGGAAUACCCAUCCACGACCCAUUUUCAAUGCCCUGGCUCAGGGAAGGAGGUUCUCACCCAAGAUUUGACGGUACAUGUCCCCGUCCAUCGUCCCUUUGAUGCGGUGAAGUUGUCCUGUCCCCUUAGCAGAAAAACACCCCCAAAGCAUAAUGUUUCCACCUCCAUGUUUGACGGUGGGGAUGGUGUUCUUGGGGUCAUAGGCAUCAUUCCUCCUCCUCCAAACACGGUGAGAUGAGUUGAUGCCAAAGAGCUCGAUUUUGGUCUCAUCUGACCACAACACUUUCACCCAGUUCUCCUCUGAAUCAUUCAGAUGUUCACUGGCAAACUUCAGAUGGCCCUGUAGAUGUGCUUUCUUGAGCAAGGGGACAUUGCGGGCGCUGCAGGAUUUCAGUCCUUCACGGUGUAGUGUGUUACCAAUUGUUUUCUUGGUGACUAUGGUCCCAGCUGCCUUGAGAUCAUUGACAAGAUCCUCCCGUGUAGUUCUGGACUGAUUCCUCACCAUUCUCAUGAUCAUUGCAACUCCACGAGGUGAGAUCUUGCAUGGAGCCCCAGGCCGAGGGAGAUUUACAGUUAUUUUGUGUUACUUCCAUUUGCGAAUAAUCGUACCAACUGUUGUCACCUUCUCACCAAGCUGCUUGGCGAUGGUCUUGUAGCCCAUUCCAGCCUUGUGUAGGUCUACAAUCUUGUCCCUGACAUCCUUGGAGAGCUCUUUGGUGUUGGCAAUGGUGGAGAGUUUGGUAUCUGAUUCAUUGAUUGCUUCUGUGGACAGGUGUCUUUUAUACAGGUAACAAACUGAGAUUAGGAGCACUCCCUUUAAGAGUGUGCUCCUAAUCUCAGCUCGUUACCUGUAUAAAAGACACCUGGGAGCCAGAAAUCUUUCUGAUUGAGAGGGGGUAAAAUACUUAUUUCCCUCAUUAAAAUGCAAAUCAAUUUAUAACAUGUUUGACAUGUGUUUUUCUGGAUUUUUUGUUGUUGUUAUUCUGUCUCUCACUGUUCAAAUAAACCUACCAUUAAAAUUAUAGACUGAUCAUUUCUUUGUUAGUGGGCAAACGUACAAAAUCAGCAGGGGAUCAAAUACUUUUUUCCCACACUGUAUGCACGCACCACUUUUCGGUCAUUUAUUUUUUAGAAUUUUUUGAAACAGGUUAUUUGUUUCAUUUCACUUCACCAAUUUGGACUGUUUUGUGUAUGUCCAUAACAUGAAAUCCAAAUGAAAAUCAAUGUAAAUUGUUGUAAUGCAACAAAAUAGGAAAAAAGCCAAGGGGGAUGAAUACUUUUGACAGUGCAUGUCAGAGCAAAAACAAAGCCAUGACAUUGAAGGAAUUGGCUGUAGAGCUCUGAGACAGGGUUGUGUCGAGGCACAGAUCUGGGGAAGGGUACCAAAACAUUUCUGCAGCAUUGAAGGUCCCCAAGAACACAGUGCCCUCCAUCAUUCUUAAAUGGAAGAAGUUUGGAACCAUCAAGACUCUUCCUAGAGCUGGCCGCCCAGCCAAACUGAGCAAUCGGGGGAGAAGGGCCUUUCUCAGGGAGGUGACCAAGAACCCAAUGGUCACUCUGACAGUGCUCCAGAGUUACUCUGUGGAGAUGGGAGAACCUUCCAGAAGGACAACUAUCUAUGCAGCACUCCACCAAUCAGGCCUUUAUGGUAGAGUGGCCAGACGGAAGCCACUCCUCAGUAAAAGGCAUAUGACAGCCCGCUUGGUGUUUGCCAAAAGUAAUCAAAAGACUCUCAGACCAUGCAAAACAAGAUUAUCUGGUCUGAUGAAACCAACACUUAACUCUUUGGAAUGCCAAGCGUCACGUCUGGAGGAAACCUGGCACCAUCCCUACGGUGAAGCAUGGUGGUGGCAGCAUCAUGCUGUGGGGAUGUUUUUCAGCGGCUAGUCAGGACUAGUCAGGAUCGAGGGAAAGAUUAACGGAGCAAAGUACAGAGAAAUCCUUGAUGAAAACCUGCUCCAGAGCACUCAGGAUCUCAGACUGGGGAGAAGUUUCACCUUCCAACAGGACAAUGACCCCAAGCACACAGCCAAGACAACACAGGAGUGGCUUCGGGACAAGUCCCUGAAUGUCCUUGAGUGGCCCAGCCAGAGCCCGGACUUGAACCCGAUCUAACAUCUCUGGAGCGACCUGAAAAUAGCUGUGCAGCGACGCUGCCCAUCCAACCUGACAGAGCUUGCGAGGAUCUGCAGAGAAAAAUGGGAGAAACUCCCCAAAUACAGGUGUGCCAAGCUUGUAGCGUCAUACCCAAGAAGACUUGAGGCUGUAAUCGCUGCCAAAGGUGCUUCAACAAAGUACUGAGUAAAGGGUCUGAAUACUUAUGUAAAUGUGAUAUUAGCGUUUUUUAUUUUUAAUACAUUUGCAAUAAUUUCUUAAAACCUGUUUUUGCUUUGUCAUUAUGGGGUAUUGUGUGUAGAUUGAUGAGGGAAAAAACAAUUUAAUACAUUUUAGAAUAAGGCUGGAACGUAACAAAAUGUGGAAAAAGUCAAGGGGUUUGAAUACUUUUCAAAUUCACUGUACAUAUAAAAUAUUGUUGAAACAAUUGAUUUACAGGAAAAAGUAUUCAAUGAAUGAUCAAGGAAAACAGAACCUGGAUGCGAAUAUUCUACGUUAUUAUAUUUCAUUAAUCAAUUUGGUUCAAAAAAAUAUAACAUUUCAAAGAAUGCAUUAGUUUAAUCCUCAAAUUGAUCCUGAGGCCUUCAAAAAGAAGCCAAACAAAUGAAAUGGUUCAUGGAAAUAUAAUUGGCUAUUCUAUACACUAAGGUUAAAAGAUUAUAUGAACAUUGUUUCCAGAGAAAAGUGAUAUAUUCUUUGGUAUCUGUAAGUGUGACCUGUCAGAUUCAAUGACUGAGUAGAAUUUCUUUAAAUUGCACUGAAUUAAAUUCUACUUCCUGUCACUCAAAAUCUGUUGAAUGGGAGUCGAUUCCAGAAUUCUGAAAUGAGCCCAACCCUGCUCCCUAAGCUUUACCUCAGCUUUUGCUCAGCGGAUGAACAAAGUCUUGUGGCAGGACACCAGGGUCCAAAUCCAGUCGGUCACGCUUUAUACAAAUCACUAGUAAUCAAACGGAUCCUACAAGGUGCUCCUCGUCCAGGGAUAGAAUAGUAUGUGUUCAUUAGUUUGUUAAAGGUGACAAAAGUUAGAGCCUGGACGAUACCAGUAUCACGAUACUCGUUAGUAUCGUGGCAAGGAAACAAAACACGAAGCAGACUUAACUUCUUUAGGAAAACAGCCUUAAUGUUGGAAACAAACAUCAUUAUGUUGUCUGCCAGAGUCACAUUUAUUUUCCAAGCUAUAGCACACAAUAUUUUACAUACAGCAGGUUUUUAAAGGACCAAAGAGUUUGGUCUGCUUCGUGAUUACAUUUUUGCCAUGGGAAGAAUAUUGCGAUACUGGUAUCGUCCCAGACCUAAUAAACAUGUGUUUUUUCUCCCCAGGGCGUGUGGAUUCCUGAGGGAGAAAACGUGAAGAUCCCUGUUGCCAUUAAGGUGUUGAGAGAGGCCACGUCUCCCAAAGCCAACAAGGAGAUUCUAGACGUAGGUCUACUGUUUGUA
This is a messenger RNA of Coregonus sp. 'balchen', 23684 nucleotides long. Lineage: Eukaryota; Metazoa; Chordata; Actinopteri; Salmoniformes; Salmonidae. The record is from the annotation of a GenBank genome assembly.